AUGAUAACAAAUCUGCAUUUGAAGUUCGUGCGAGCAGUCAACAUUGCAUCAGGCAGAGCCUUGGAUGACGACAACAGCGGGAAGUUACGUGCGUUCCCCCCGACCGAACGUGGUGAUAUUAACCUGGUCGGCCUCUAUAUAACACUGCCGCUGCGAGGGAGUUGCAUCGGCUCCUCGAUGGGUGCAGUGAGAGCUCCCCUGAGGGGCAGUGGAUUGUUUGGUGGCACAUCCUUUGACGCUUUUGCGCGCCGUGCGGCGAGCAUCGGCGAGUGCCGUUCCUAUUUAGGUGGGCAGGAGUGGGUCGAUGCUCUGUCGGCUUCGAAUAGUGCCGAAAAUGCAUCUGCGAUUGUACAAGAGUUAUGCACGUUGCGUGGCCAGGGUGGGGAGGUUCUUGCGCGGCAAGCGUUUGCUCGGAGCUUCUACGAAGCGCCGCCGUCACCGCUACGCGUGAGCCACGAUCUUGUGCAGAAUUAGAGCGCGGUCGUGCCACGCUGGUUCGAUGGAGCCCCUGCUGCCUGAUUUUUUCGUGUUGGGCUCCUGGUGAGCUGCAAGAUAGGCUCCGGAGGAUUCGUCCGCAUGCUCCCCCUUCUAUAUUGUUCCCAUCCUGCGCUUCGCCCCCUUAUCAUUUCUCGAAGCCUCCGUGGAACAUCAUUUGCACGAGUGUUGUGCAAGGUGGUUCAUUCGACUGUGUGUCCCACAAGCUCUGACAUUAUAAAACGUUCGCCGCGUAUAUUGAGAUGUCCAGCCGUGGCAACACAAUGUUGAUGCCCAAAGAGUAACAUACGGCAGCUUCACCCUCAUACGUGCCCAGGCAAACACAAUGAAUGAUUGCCCAAAGAGGCCCAUAUUGCGCGUGGGCACUGGCGCCGGGCUAGCGGCGAUUAGAGAAACGGCGACA
This is a messenger RNA of Prorocentrum cordatum, 898 nucleotides long. The record is from the annotation of a GenBank genome assembly. Lineage: Eukaryota; Dinophyceae; Prorocentrales; Prorocentraceae.